UUGUAUACAAUAACAAGCGUGAUUCACUGUUUAAAAUUUUGAAAUUUAAAUUAAUAUUCUGCUACCAUAGAUAUCGUAUCUAGAUCGAUUGAUUAGUGCACCUAAAUCGUUUAAUUAGGAUGUCUAGAGUGUAAAUAAUGACUACAUUCUAGAAAUGUAGAUGUUUCAUAGUAAUGUAAAAUAGAAAUCUAGCUAUUACUUUGAAAAUGUGGAUCUUUGGUUAUGGAUCUCUGAUAUGGAAAGUCGAUUUUCCUUUUGAGGAAAAAGUGAUUGGUUGUAUAAAGGGGUAUAAAAGGCGAUUUCAUCAGCAUAGCACUGAUCAUAGAGGGACUCCUGAGAAGCCAGGAAGAGUUGUAACAUUAGAAGUUGGUUGUGAAGAGGAUGAAGUAUGGGGUGUAGCUUACAGAAUAAAAGAAGAUGACAUUGAAAAGGUUUCUGCACAUUUAGAUUAUCGUGAAAGAGGUGGAUAUUCAAAAAGAACUGUUACAUUCUAUCCAAAAGACAGUAAUAAGUCUUCGUUACAGUUACAUGUCUACAUAGGUACUGAAGAUAAUUAUAAUUAUGUUGGAGAAGCUCAUGAAGCAGACAUUGCUAAACAAAUUGUAGAUUCUGCAGGCCCAAGUGGCACCAAUAUAGAAUAUAUAUUAAAUUUAGCAAAGUCUAUGCGUGAAAUUGCACCUAACAUAAAUGAUGAACAUCUUUAUAAAAUAGAAAUGAAUGUAUUAAAACUCUUAGAAGAAAAAUAAAACUUUAUUCAAAUUCA
Messenger RNA from Agrilus planipennis (emerald ash borer), 763 nucleotides. RefSeq names its product putative glutathione-specific gamma-glutamylcyclotransferase 2. Gene Ontology annotation, molecular function: glutathione specific gamma-glutamylcyclotransferase activity; gamma-glutamylcyclotransferase activity. Gene Ontology annotation, biological process: glutathione catabolic process. The record is from RefSeq and is a predicted model, not a curated record. Lineage: Eukaryota; Metazoa; Arthropoda; Insecta; Coleoptera; Buprestidae. The transcript is spliced from 3 exons. Bases 207 to 746 code for a protein of 179 amino acids. Gene Ontology annotation, cellular component: cytoplasm.